CGCAGUUCGUAGAAAUGUCGUUUUGAUGGAAAUUUCCACUACUUCAGGACAGCGAUAACACGCCACGGAAUGUACACAAACGAGCAGUUUCAUAAGGGACGAAGCUUUUAACAAUAUAAUUACUUAAUUAAACCAUUGUUGAUCGCAGGAACUAAGACUUCGUAGUUAAACGAGCUAACAGCGACUAAGCUAACUAGCGUAGCAAGCUAAUGUCGAUGCGUUGACGCCGUUAAUUUCCUCAGUCUUUGCCGACUCUUCCCAAAGACAGCGGUUGACAUAUUUUAUACUUUGUCAUAAUGGAUUUUCACUCUGUUGGGAGUGGUGGGGUUAUAGUGAGUGGUAGUAACGUCCCUGCGUUUUUAACGAAACUUUGGACGCUAGUUGAGGACCCAGAAACUGAUUCGUUGAUCUGUUGGAGUCCGAGUGGCACCAGCUUCCAUGUGUUUGAUCAGGGCAGAUUUUCCAAAGAAGUACUUCCCAAAUACUUCAAACACAACAACAUGGCUAGCUUUGUCCGCCAACUCAAUAUGUACGGCUUCCGCAAGGUUGUUCACAUCGAGCAGGGUGGGCUGGUGAAGCCAGAGAAAGACGACACAGAAUUCCAGCACCCGUUCUUCAUCCGGGGACAGGAACACUUGUUAGAGAACAUCAAGAGGAAGGUAACCACAGUGUCGAAUAUUAAACACGAGGAUCUGAAGCUGAGCCCGGACGAAGUCUCCAAGAUGAUCUCAGACGUGCAGCACAUGAAGGGCAAGCAGGAGUCCAUGGAUUCCAAAAUCAGCACCCUCAAGCAUGAGAACGAGGCCCUGUGGAGGGAGGUGGCCAGUCUGAGACAGAAACAUGUGCAGCAGCAGAAAGUCGUCAACAAGCUCAUCCAGUUCCUCAUCACACUGGUGCAGUCCAACCGAGUCCUGGGAAUGAAAAGAAAGAUUCCCCUGAUGUUGAACGACAGUAGCACGGCUCACUCCAUGCCCAAAUACAGCAGACAGUAUUCUCUCGAGCCGUCGAACGCGAUCUCUGCCUCUUCCACAGGAUUUGGGGGGACGAGCGUGUUUUCCGCCGACUCCCCUGUUAAAAGCGGUCCAAUCAUCUCUGACAUCACAGAUUUGGCCCUGUCCAGCCCUGUGGCCACAGAGGAAUGGAUACAAGACAGAACAAGUCCAGUGGUGCACAUUAAAGAGGAGCCCUCAAGCCCCGUCCACUGCCCAGAGGUAGAGGAGGUGUGUCCUGUGGAGGUGGAGGUGGAGGCGGGGCCAGGCGUGCCCGCAGACACGCCCCUUUCGCCCACCACCUUCAUCAACUCCAUCCUUCAGGAGAGCGACCCAGAGCCAGCACCCGCCCCUCCUCCUCCUCCUCCUCUUCCUCCAGCCAAUCCGAAAUGUUUGAGCAUCACCUGUCUGGACAGUUAUCCACCGAUGUCUGAGGUUUCCCGCCUUUUUUCCAGUCACUCCUCCUCCUCAUCUUCCUCAUCUUCCUCCUCCUCCUCCUCUACGUCUCUGCAGCUCAGAACUCACUCAGGAAGCGAACUGAGUGACCACGUGGACAACAUUGACAACGGCCUGGACAAACUCCAGUCUCUCUUAAACGCCCAGGCCAUCAACUUCGACACCUCGCCUCUCUUCGACAUCUUCAAUACCACAAGCUCAGACUUCGACCUGGACAGCCUGACAAGCAUUCAGGAUCUGCUGUCGUCUGAGCCAGCCAAGGUGGCUGAGACAAACGAAGACUCUUCAAAUUCAGGGAAGCAGUUGGUCCAAUACACGGCCCAGCCGGUGCUCUUGCCUGAGCCAAUCAGCACGGAGAACACCGAAGACCUGCCUAUUCUGUUGGAGCUGCAGGGGGACAAUUAUUUCAGUCAGGAUUCGUCAGAGGACCCCACCGUCUCCCUCCUGUCCACUGACUACCACACCACCACGCCCGAAGAGCCCAAACUGGAUUAAACCACAAGUUCUGAAAAAAAAAGGGAUUCACAUCCAACGUUGGGCGUUUUAAAGUUUCUGGCCC
Messenger RNA from Chanos chanos (milkfish), 2004 nucleotides. RefSeq names its product heat shock transcription factor 1 (gene hsf1). NCBI's taxonomy places the organism in Eukaryota, Metazoa, Chordata, Actinopteri, Gonorynchiformes, Chanidae. Bases 297 to 1940 code for a protein of 547 amino acids. Gene Ontology annotation, biological process: regulation of DNA-templated transcription. Gene Ontology annotation, molecular function: sequence-specific DNA binding; DNA-binding transcription factor activity. The record is from RefSeq and is a predicted model, not a curated record. The transcript is spliced from 14 exons.